Messenger RNA from Procambarus clarkii (red swamp crayfish), 893 nucleotides. Its product is annotated as digestive cysteine proteinase 2. Lineage: Eukaryota; Metazoa; Arthropoda; Malacostraca; Decapoda; Cambaridae. The record is from RefSeq and is a predicted model, not a curated record.
AGGGGGGGGGAGGGUGCAGAAGCGCGUGGCAGUGCCAGGCACCGUGAGAGGCAACAGACAGUAGAGGCAACAGCAGGUGAACUGCCUCCCACGGGCUCUACUAAGUAUAUAUAUACUGCAACGUCCUUCAAUAGACUUUCAACCAUGAUGAAGGUCGCGGUCUUGCUCCUGUGUGGCUUGGUUCUGGCGGCCGCUAACACCUCCUGGGAGGAGUUUAAGGCCGAGUAUGACAAAAAGUACAAGAGCACAGAGGAGGAAAGUUACCGCAAGAAAGUGUUCGAGGAAAACUUACAGCACAUCGAAGACAACAACAAGAAGUAUGAGAGAGGAGAGAUCAGCUUUACCAUGAAGAUAAACAAGCUUGGGGACUUGACGGAGGAUGAGGUGAGUGCCAUGAUGAAUGGCCGCAGAGGGACUCAGCGUGGAGCCUUGAGACCUCGGGAUGAGUAGCUGGGAUGCCUCUGAUGAUUUGGUAGACAAGAUCAGCUCUCUUCAUCUACGCUAAACCGUCUUUUCGCCUAUAAACUGUAUUCUGCAGAUGGCUUCCUACAUUUGUAUUCUCAUACUCAAGUGCUAAUUCUUGGGAGACUUUGUUGCUGAUUAUAUGUACCUGAGGUGAAUAAAUUCCUCAGCUGGUAAUAUUUUUAAGAAAUGGAAUAUCUCGGAUAUCUUAAAAAAAAACCUUUUGCUUAAAAAUAAAUUAUAAUUACACAUGGCAGGAAAUUAAGAAGAUGAAAUAAGGAUUUAUAAUUUGUAGCAUCAUUUAAAUAAAAGAGAAAUUGUCCUUAAAUCUUGCUUGAAUGUAACUAGUGUUACUUUAUUUUCUUCCCAAAUUAUUAAUUGUAUAUUCACAUAAUAUGAUAAAAUUUUUAAUAAAUCAUUUGUUUUUCGUA